Messenger RNA from Sander lucioperca (pikeperch), 2385 nucleotides. RefSeq names its product glomulin, FKBP associated protein a (gene glmna). Gene Ontology annotation, cellular component: cytoplasm. NCBI's taxonomy places the organism in Eukaryota, Metazoa, Chordata, Actinopteri, Perciformes, Percidae. The transcript has 19 exons. The record is from RefSeq and is a predicted model, not a curated record. Bases 258 to 2045 code for a protein of 595 amino acids. Gene Ontology annotation, molecular function: ubiquitin-protein transferase inhibitor activity.
CGAAUCGGAAGCUAACUUCCGCGUCUUUUUGGAAAGCCUGAUAUCGAUAUGAGAGAACAAUUUCUUAACUGAAACUAACCUUUUUUAGAGGUUUUAGCGGAGCCUUGGCUCCUUCUUCUCUCCUCAGUCUCCAUGAUGUUUCCGUUUUCUACAUUUUCAACUUUGACCUAUGACAUAUUUCAUUCUACGGCAAGCCCAAACGGACAAUCAUUUCGCGUUAGCGUGGCUAAGAUAAAGCCCGCCUGAAGACAGCAGGGAUGGCUCUGGAGCAGCUCAGUGAUGUGGUCCAGAGAUGUCAAGCCCUUCCUGAAGACCGCUACACCACCGAGGACCAUGACGUGUUCACGAUUUCUGGGCGGACCUGCAUCGAGGAGGGAAACAGCGCACAGGUCCUCAGUAUUGUCCUGGAUGAAAAGAAUCAGGACAUAGUGAGAUGUAUGGGUUGGAAUCUGCUGCCUCCCCUGAUCCAGGUUCUGCUGAAGAAAGAAGACAAGAAGUUUUCUCAAUGCCUAGCCAUUUUCAACCACCUGCUGCAGACCUGCAGACCCAAAGAGCUGCUGAUUGGCUUGUUGGAGCAGCUGGAGCAGGAUGACCCUGACACCAUAGCAACGAGCCUCCAUCUGCUGCUGAACCCUCUACAGAAAGUGCUGCUGUGUCUGGGCAGCCGGAAGGCGUCGUCCCUGGGCAUGACCCUGUCCUCUGUGCUGGACCAGGUGGCCAAACUGCCUCUGCCUCACACCAAGGAGCAGGAGGAGGACGACAUCUUCUCGCUGUGUCGCUGCUGCACCGAUCUGAUAGACUUUGUCAAGCCUUUUGUCCACGAGGCCAGGCAAAACCUCCUGAACACUGAGGCCCAAGAUGAGAGUGGGCAGGGCGGGGGUAACGAGGAUGAGCUGCAGACAGAACUGCUAAAGUUCUGUAUGAAGACUCUGAGUCACCCUCUGCUGGAGGUACAACUCAAGGAUCCGGACACUCUGGCUGUGUCUCCCCUCAGGAAUUUUGCCACAGAGAUUUUGAACACCCUCAGUGCUAUCGGAGAGUCUGUCCCCAGUCUUGUGUACGAGCCUCUGUUGAAAAGAAAACAGGUUCCGGGCUUUCUGGAGGAGGAGGUGCGUUAUCCUAAAGAGUCUUUGGCCAGCCUGGCUCACCUGGUGUUUGUCCAUCACCUGGCUGCAGAUACAUUCCCCAGUGUUUUCAGUCCUGUGUUCUGUCUUCGGAGUAAUAUGGAGCACAUUGGCCUCCUCUUGUCCAGAACUGAGGAGUUCAGGAUUCAGAAAGGACUGGAGCUGUAUGAGAAGAGUCUGGUGCGCGUGGAGGAUUGCAGUCUGCAUGCAGAUCUGCUGGAGAUCAAAACUUUCCUCACAGUCCCUCAGAACAUGGUGAAGGUGAUGACGAUAUGUCCGAGGCAUGAUUUGAGAACCAGAGGUCUGAAGGUGUUGCAGCUGAGCAUUGAUAAGUUUGACACUGAAGCCAAGUACAAUCUUUUCCAGUACAUGCUGAAAACCAGUAAUCACUCAGGAGUCGAAGGCUACGUCAUCAAAAACAUCAAGAAUCAGAUAGACGUUGCCCUGCAGCCUGGUAACAGUAACACCUGGUUCGUGGGAGCUCACCUGCUCCCUUUGCUGCGUAAAGUUCUCAGUCUGCCAGACGGCCCAGAGACCGACCUCCUGCAUUACCUGGACAGAAUCAUGGAGUCCCUGAACCUGCUGCGUUACCUCGUCAUCAGAGACAAAGUGACAGACAACCAGACAGGGAUCUGGACAGAGCUGUAUAAAAUAGAGGAUACGUUCCUGAAGCCGCUACGUGUUGGAGUGAACAUGUCCAGGGCUCACUAUGAGAGGGAGCUCCACAACACCAUGGCGACCAAGAGGGUUAAGGCCAAAGAGGAGUCUGUGCUUUCUGUGUCCGUCGGCGACGAGAAGCUGCCGAACAUGACAUCAGAGUCCCAGAUUCAGGCUCUGCACUCAGCCCUGCACACGUUUGACAUGAUCGAGAGUGUGUUGGUGCGAAUAGAGGAACUCACCGAGGUGAAGGAAAAUCUUUAGACUGAGCCCAUCAGUUUUACUACCAGAGGUUGUCAUCGUCUCAGGGCCUAGUGGACAAUAAAAAGCCUUUGACUGUUCCAACUUGUACUUUGUUGUUAAUGAGCAGCAUCAGCUGUGGAUACAUUAUUUCAAACAGUUCAAUCAUGCAUUGUUAGUGUGUGUGUGUGUGUGUGGGUUUUACUUUUUCAUUUUUUUUCAAGCGUUUUCAAGUUGUUUUCAGCAGGUCUGCUGGGUACUUUAAAAUGUUGCAUACAUUGUCUAUAAAACAUUCAAAUAUUGACUGGAAAGUUUGUAUCGCUUCUGUAAUAAAUUUUCAAACUCUUGUACACGUACGAGUUAA